AUGCGCUUGCGACGAACGAUUACAAUUCCUACUCGUUAUGAGGACGAGGAUCCACGCCCACCAAGGGCGCGCAAUGGAACCAGACCUGCUUAUCCCUCUUUGCUCAGAGGCCAAGUCAUUCCUUUCAAUCCUGACCAUCCUCCAGCACAAUUUCCUUCGCUACCGCUGUCCUCAUCACGUCCGUCGGCUCAUCAUCUACAGCCUAACAUCGAGUCAAUCGCCGAUCCUCCGUCUGACUUACAAGAGCAGCCAGAUUCAACAGUUGGAGAUCCGGUUCGAGAUUCAAAAACAAAAGCAAGCGUCCCCAGAAGUUCUAGCAGCCCAACCCAUAGCCUUGUCGCUCGCUCCCCUGAUUCAUCAACAGACGCGAUCCAAGAAGAUUUGCAAGUGCCUGUGACUGCGACGGUAUACAGCGACCAGCUUCCACGACCUAAUCUCGAUCAUUCGUCGGCGCUUAACACCGCCACUGUCGCCGAUGGUAGCGUGGUGUCCGACACCUAUCGCACCGAAGAUGCUGCUAUGUGGAAUGCUCUGCCGUUGUCCCUACAAUACCACAUCUUCACGUCUUUGGCGAGACUUCAUCCUACAAAGCAUCUGGUCCAGUUGCUUGGCUUGACAGAAGAAGAAUUCAGUCAGAUUAGUAGGGCAGCCUCUCUUCGCGAAGCCCACCCAGCUUCUCUUGCCGAUAUAUGGCAUUCUGCCUGGAAUGGUACCGCCUAUGUGCCGGGUUUUACUGAGGAUAUCUCCAUCGAUGCCGAGAACUUCAAGGAGUUCGCAGAUUACAUGGCUUUUGCAAGCAGUUUCGAAUUCGCUUUUCAGUCAGAGAUACGUGACGCCGAGAAUUAUUUAUGCAGGCGUGGAAUGGUUUGUGACUUGCUUGGGUCGUGGAUACCAGAUCCCUCAGAACCCCAGGGAAGCCAGUACUUCGUCCGCCUUCCCUCGUUGGCAACAGAUCCCAUUCCACGUUCCGACUCUCUUCUUGACUCAAACGACCCGCCUCUACCAGAAGUCGAAAAUGAAGAGGUCAUUGCGGGAAGUUCUAGCAUACAUCGAUCCUCACCAAUUGAUCACACGACUGUCAGGAAGAACAUCAGUGGAAAGCUAAUCCCAAGGAAGGGGAGAGUGCAUUCUAGUGCACCAAUAGGUAGCACAUCAACACGCCAACGUCGAUAUGUGGCUUCGAGUCUUGCAAACCCUAGUAAAUCAGCUCGACAUCCCCUCGCCAAUGCCGCUCUAGUCCCAGACAGCUCAUCGGAAACUAUCGUGGAUAUCGGUCAUUCCAAAUCAAGCGAGAAGCUUAAAUCUACAGCACUGGGACAAUUAUCGAAGGAAGAUGUGGUCCCAUCGACACCGGAUCCAUCAAACCUUAUCCUCAAAAUUCAAGGCAAGGAUGGCCUGGCUCGUAUUCUCAAGAAAAAGCAUAGAUCAACCGAUAAUACAUUGCCCUUGUCUGCUGUACAAUUCGAGCCAGCUGCUCAAGCUCCAUCCGUGGAGGCUGGACACCUCGAUCAAGAAAACAAAAGUUCACUGGCUAAGCUAGACACGAGUAUGUCUGGUUUCAGUAAAAGCCUGCUCAUGGACAGGACAAUAGCAGAGAGCCCGGUUUUCGACAAGCAAGAUUCCCCCACACUCGAGUCAAUACAACAUGCGAUCUGCCCACUGCAACCAGAAUCUCUGCCGCAUAAGCGGAAAGCUUCACGGGACGCAAGGUGCACGAAUUCUCUCAAGUCGCCGAGGACAAUAGGUGAAACCCCCAAGACACCUCCAACAAGUAUUGUUACUCACGACAUCAAUAACGAACAUUUACGCCAUGCAGAGGCGAAGUUGUCUCGGCAGCGGUGCCUGAGUUCGUCUCGCAAUUGCAGACCUGCCGAUGAACCAGCCAGCACCAUGCCUCUGGCGUCAGAUGAUACUCUCCAGCUUUCGUCACGAGCUUCGCUGACUGUUGCUGAAUGCUUGAGAUCGCCUUCCUACUCACCAAUCUCGGAGAAUGAGUACCUGGAGUCAUACCAAGCGCUCCUUCGUAACCCUCCCAGGAGAUUGAAGAUCUCCAAGGCACACUGGGGGGCCGAAGCUCAUACUCAGUUGUGGGAGAACCAAAGUGAGCUUAGCAUUGGUUAUACCCAAGACAUUCCUCAUGAUGGAAAUGUAAGUCGCGCCGGUCUGAUGUCUGUUGUACCGUUGGUGAAGGUCAAACCAGACCCCCGCCCCAGCGCAGCCGGAGCGGAGUCUGCCAUACUGGAGGUUCCGAAGAAGCCGAAAAUCACACUCUUGUGUAAGAAUGCCAAAGAGACAUCGUUAUCCAAGGUCGAAAAUUCUGUGCGCAGUGGGGAGGAGACAAAGGCUAAGACUCCAAGCGCCUCUUCUAAUUCCGAAAGCGACAUCGUAGCAACACCACGUGGUGCCCUGAAGGAAGAUGUUGAGGGUGAAGAGGCCACACACUCACCAGCAGAGCAAAGCCAGCCGAAGAAAACAGUACCGAAGCGGAAUACGAAAGUCACAUCAGAAAGCAUUUGUGAUGAAAGAGCUCAACACAUAGUCAGGGGAAGCUCGACGAAAAGCUUUGUAAAGACUUCCGAACAAAACUCCAACACGACAGCGAGAGAGACAAAGGAAUCGGGUUCGAAACGGAGAGGCCCAGGUCGACCAAGGGGUCCGAGAGGGCCAUAUCGAAAGACUCGGGAAAGAACGGCAAAAGAGGAACAAGAGCGACAAAGAAUGCCACAACAGGCGGAACAAGACGAAAGCACGCCAAAAAAGGAAACAAUCCCACAACAGCACGACCAUCAUGGUGCAUCGAUGACAAAUGCCGAGAAGAAGAAAAAGCGGCAGGCUAUGAUUUGA
Exophiala spinifera is the source of this 2844-nucleotide messenger RNA. RefSeq lists its product as uncharacterized. The transcript has 2 exons. Bases 1 to 2844 code for a protein of 947 amino acids. NCBI's taxonomy places the organism in Eukaryota, Fungi, Ascomycota, Eurotiomycetes, Chaetothyriales, Herpotrichiellaceae. The record is from RefSeq and is a predicted model, not a curated record.